This is a messenger RNA of Hyaloperonospora brassicae, 921 nucleotides long. The record is from the annotation of a GenBank genome assembly. Lineage: Eukaryota; Oomycota; Peronosporomycetes; Peronosporales; Peronosporaceae.
AUGGCCGCCCGUCUGCGCAUUGCCAACGACAUGACGGCGCUCAUUGGCAACACGCCACUGGUCUAUCUGAACCACGUGACCGCCGGCUGCGUCGCCAAGAUCGCCGCCAAGUGCGAGUUCAUGGAGCCCUGUGCGUCGGUGAAGGACCGCAUCGGUCUGAGUAUGAUCCGCGACGCCGAGCGGAGCGGACGGCUGACGAAAGCGCACCGGAUCGUCGAACCCACGAGCGGCAACACCGGUAUCGGCCUGGCGUUCGCUGCGGCGGUGCUCGGCUACAAGCUCACGCUCGUGAUGCCCGACACGGCGUCGAUGGAGCGCCGGAUUCUGCUCAAAGCCUUUGGCUGCGACGUACUGCUGACGGCGGGCGAGAAGGGCGUUGCGGGUGCGCUCGCGAAAGUCGAAGAACUGGUCGAGAACGACGCGGGGAAAGCGCUGACGCUCGCGCAGUUUGAGAAUCCCGCGAACCCGCAGAGUCACUUUGAGACGACGGGGCCCGAGAUCUGGCGCGAUACCGAUGGACAAGUGGACGUGUUCGUGGCGGGCGUGGGGACGGGUGGGACGCUGUCGGGCACGGCCAGAGAGCCCCGUGCUCUCGGGGGGAACCCGUCGCCCCACAAGAUCCAGGGCAUCGGCGCGGGCUUUGUCCCGGGCGCGCUCGCCCGCGACCUGAUUGACGAAGUCGUCACGGUCAACAGUCCCGCCGCGUUCGCCAUGGCCAAGCGCUUGGCGCUCGAAGAGGGCAUGCUCGUCGGUCCGUCGUCCGGUGCAGCUGUGGCGGCCAGUCUCGAAGUUGCCAAGCGUCCCGAGAACAAGGACAAGCUCAUUGUCACGAUCUUGCCGAGCUUUGGCGAGCGCUACUUGUCGUCGAUGCUGUUCGAGAACGAGCGCGAGUUUGCCGAAAACCUACGCACAGUCGAGUAA